Phanerochaete carnosa HHB-10118-sp is the source of this 1410-nucleotide messenger RNA. RefSeq lists its product as uncharacterized. The record is from RefSeq and is a predicted model, not a curated record. Gene Ontology annotation, biological process: protein O-linked glycosylation via fucose; GDP-fucose import into Golgi lumen. Lineage: Eukaryota; Fungi; Basidiomycota; Agaricomycetes; Polyporales; Phanerochaetaceae. Gene Ontology annotation, molecular function: antiporter activity. Gene Ontology annotation, cellular component: Golgi apparatus. The transcript is spliced from 7 exons. Bases 115 to 1158 code for a protein of 347 amino acids.
CAACCGCUACCUAGUCGCUUUCACUAGCGACUCUCUCCUUCACAUACAGCCAACAAGUCUCAAGGCCCUCAAACCCAAGAAUAUCCGGUCGCUUCGUGUAGGACUUCGGACAGCAUGGCUCAAGGAGGUCCACAAAAUGCCCAUUCACGGGCUGCAGUGAUUGGCACUGUUUUGUUCUAUCUGGUUGCUGCUCUAGCGAUGGUCAUGGCGAAUAAAUGGGUUUUGAACACAACGGAGGUGCCCCUCUUCUUCCUGUUCACGCAGCUCAUGAUCGCCGUGGUUCUGUUCGUUGGCGCGCACCUUGUGGGUCUUCUGCAGGUGCCCAUGGACUUCGACCCCGCCGUUCUGAAGGGCUUGAUUCCAAUGGUCGGCCUAAAUGUUAUCGGCCUUAGCUUCAGCAACUACACCCUGAAGUAUGUCGAUGCGUCUUUCUAUCAAGUUGCACGGGGCAUGGUCCUUCCUUUCACUGUCAUGACCUCCUGUAUCUUCCUCCACUCUCGUCCCUCGUUAAUGGUUCUCUUCGCCUGCUCCAUCGUCACCUUCGGCUUCUUCAUUGGUGUCUUCCUUGAUGGCACACCAGUCUCGAUGGUCGGCAUCUCCUUCGGCGUCGCUAGCUCUAUGAUCACCGCUAUGCACUCUGUCGUCAUUAAGAAGAGCUUGGAUGUCGUCAAGAGCAGCGCUCUCAGCCUCUCCUGGUACACCAACCUUUUCAGCGCCGUUGCCCUACUUCCCGUUCUCCUAGUUGCUGGCGAGGGACCUGGAGUCUACAGCCUUCUCUCCGGUCACCAAAAUCCUCUUGCUGACGGUGUCAGUCCCCUCAAGACCUUCCUUUGGGGCUCUGCUAUCACCGGUGUCUUCGGUUUCCUCAUGAGCAUCGCCAGCUUGCUCUCUAUCAAGGUCACCUCUCCUAUCACCCACAUGGUCUCAUCGGCCGUCCGUGGUGUCGCGGCAUCGAUGCUUGGUGUCUGGCUCUUCCACGAUAUCAUCAGCACCGGCCGUGGCAGCUCCAUCGCUGCUAUCUUGCUCGGCUCCGUCUUCUACACGUGGGUUAAACACCAGGAGUCCCAGCCCCAGUACGAACGUGUGCCACUCGAGAAGAUCGAGGAGGGCAAGGGCGAUAUAUCGCCCACCAAGCGUUCGCGGACGCCUGAGGACUGAGCGUCCUGUUCGUUGAUCGGCCGAGAGCUGAUUUAGCGAGCUUCGUCGCUUGCGCGGCGGGCAGCACGGAUAAUGCGUCAAGAUACCCGCAAAUACCUCUGGGACUCUUCGCGGAGCGAGCUGGUGUCAUAGAAAGAGGUAGACUAGUCGUAAUUUAUACCGGGCAGGGCCCAUACUAAUAGGUGGCCCUGAGAUCUCCGGUUGUCCUAGUUAUCGGUAACUAUCCACAUAUGUAAGACUCUGCAUCUCUUC